Hemiscyllium ocellatum (epaulette shark) is the source of this 1152-nucleotide messenger RNA. Its product is annotated as vimentin-like. The coding region runs from base 1 to 1152 and encodes 383 amino acids. Gene Ontology annotation, biological process: intermediate filament organization. The record is from RefSeq and is a predicted model, not a curated record. Lineage: Eukaryota; Metazoa; Chordata; Chondrichthyes; Orectolobiformes; Hemiscylliidae. Gene Ontology annotation, molecular function: structural constituent of cytoskeleton. Gene Ontology annotation, cellular component: plasma membrane; intermediate filament; cytoplasm. The transcript is spliced from 3 exons.
AUGAGGAGCUCCUCGUACAGCCAGAAGACCGCAUCCAUGAGCUGGUCCAGCAGGAGUGGCCCGAGGCUCCGGGUCCCCUCCCCGGCACCCCCAGAGGCCCGAGCAUCCGAGAAGGAGGAGAUGCAACAACUCAACAGCUGCCUGGCCAGCUACAUUGACAAGGUGAGGGGCCUGGAGCAGCGCAACUCCCAACUGAGGGAAGAGCUAGCAGGCCUGAAGGCCCAGCUCAAGGUGCCCCAGGGAAUAGGGGACGAGUAUCAACAGCAGUUUAAGGAGCUCAAGGAGCUGAUUGAGCAACUCACCCAUGAGAAAGGGCUGGCCGAGAUCGAGAUGGGCAACACCAAGGAGGAGGUUGAUCUCUGGACGGUGAAAUGUCAAGAGCAGCUUGACCUUCAAGAUGAAGCGGAGAGGAUCCUGAGGGAGUUCCAGAAGGAUGUGGAUGAUGCCAGUUUUCAAAAAACUGGCCUGGAGAGAACCAUUGAGCAGCUCGUGGCAGAGAUUGACUUCCUGAGAAAGUUGCACGAGGACGAAGUGGCUGAUCUGGUCCGACAAAUCGAAGAGUCCAAAGUCUCGGUGGAACUGGACUCAACCCGUCCUGAUCUGAGAGCUGCCUUGCGUUCCAUGCGGGCGCAAAUGGAAGAGAUUUCUGCCAAAAACCUCAAGGAAGCUGAGGUUUGGUACAAGACCAAGUUUGACAGCCUCCGGCAGCACGCCACCAAAUACGACAUCCAGAUCCAGAGCACGAAGGAUGAGCUCAGCAUCUUGCAGCAGCAGGCGGUGGAUUUGGAGAGUGAGAUCGGGACCAUGAGGAGUACCAUCCAGUACCUGGAGAACCAGCUAGAGGGCAUGGAGGCCAGCCACCUAGAGAAGGUCGCAGGUCUGCAAGGCCUCAUCACCCAACUGGAAUUCCAACUGAGAGAAACUAAAACAGAGAUGGCACAAUAUCUUCAGGAAUACCAGCAACUGCUCAAUGUCAAGCUGACACUGGACGCUGAGAUCACUACCUACCGGAAGCUGCUGGAAGCAGAAGAGGACAGGCUGGGAUUAUUAAGUGAGAACUCUGCAGGUAUUUCCCCUGUUACAAGAGAGGGGAAAGGAGAAUCCGUCCCUGCUAACAUAGAAACACAUACAGCUCACGAAGUGAUUGCCUAG